Orbicella faveolata is the source of this 5360-nucleotide messenger RNA. RefSeq names its product sodium- and chloride-dependent GABA transporter 1-like. NCBI's taxonomy places the organism in Eukaryota, Metazoa, Cnidaria, Anthozoa, Scleractinia, Merulinidae. The record is from RefSeq and is a predicted model, not a curated record. Gene Ontology annotation, biological process: nitrogen compound transport; amino acid transport; sodium ion transmembrane transport. Gene Ontology annotation, cellular component: plasma membrane.
UUGAUUGAUUGAUUGAUUGAUUGAUUGAUUGAUUGAUUGGUUUCGUCAAAUCUACCAGUUUUGUUACUAAGUGCAUUUUUGGGCAAAAGGGCUGGUUUUCACUAGAGCAUAAGCAUACGCAUAAGCAUAAGCCCAUAUACGCAGACGCAUUGCUUGCUAAAACAUUUUAUGAUAAUUACCACAAAAGGCGCUAAUUAUCAACAUCUUACUGGCUGCGUAUGUCGGCUUAUGCUUAUGCUUAUGCGCUAGUGAAAAGAGUGAAACCUUAGCGACUCGUUGAUUCCUCUAUUAAAUCUAGUUUUAUCCGAGACAAGGGAUUACACUAGUUAACUUGGGUAGUUUUCGGUAAAGAUCGAUCGCAGAGAAUUUAAAAGUUGAGGUUAGACUCUAUGUGUUCUACGUUCUCAAAACGGACAGUCACGUAACAACCAAAAUGUUUUAGAUCAAUUUGUUACCAAAUUUUGGGGUUUCGCUGGCGCGCCUUCGGAGGGCAGGAGCUCCCCUAAAAUAUAGAGAUACCUAGAACUUCUUUUACACGAGUUACUUGGAUAACUAUCAACUUCAAAGGUAAGUUAAUCACUGAAGCGAAUUUAGUUAGCUGACAUUUUCAAUGAAAGCCCCCUAUGUAAAUUUUUAUGAUUCACAAUGAUAUUAAUACACUGACAAAGCUCGCUGCCAAAAGUAGUAAAAUGAUGAUAACUCGACAAAUUCACGGAAGCCAAUCUACCGAGCAAACCCUUGCAGUAUUAUUUACCGUUCUGUUAUUUCAGCUUGUCUCAUUGGCGCUAUUCACUUGAAAGAAAAAUAUUGCUGGACAAUAUGUCUAAGGCUUUACAAUAAUGAUUAUUUUGGGACCUUUCGCGAUCGACUGCUCUCUUUGAAGACCUGUGAAGCGUGAAGUCUGUGGAACAGUGUUACGCACGCAAUCUGAAAAUCAUGUUCAAGAUCUCUAAUGCUAAAUUAGGAUUUAAGUUUAAAGGCCUUGAUCGUUAUUCUCGUCCGAAGCCGGCGCCGAAGCAUUUAUUAAUUACCAAAGUGCAUUAAAGUAAGCCUGUCACAGUCAUGCGCUCCCAAUCCAUUCUCUUAUAGGCACACUCAAGCGUAGCCUGAAUUGUAGCAGGAAUUGUUAGUAAUCCUAUCAGCUCACUUUGAGUAACUCUCAGCACUGGCUUGCAUCACGCAAAGACCAAAGAUCUGUCUUUCCCUAUUUUGGACACCUUUGCGUAAAAUUAAGGCAGUAAAACAAACAGCUGUAAUCUACAGUUGACAAGGGAAAAACGGAAAGGAUACUCUGUAACGAAAAUGUCUACCGAAAGAAACGGUACCGCUCCCUCUGGAAAACUGCUAUCUGAGGAGUCGGAGGAGAAAACAGAGUCUGUUACAGUCGAAGAGCGGGAAAAAUGGGGUCGCAAAGCAGACUUUAUUCUCUCUUCGCUGGGUUACUGCAUCGGAUUUGGAAACAUCUGGAGGUUUCCCUACCUGGCUUACAAAAAUGGUGGAGCAUCGUUUCUUAUCCCGUAUUUCCUGAUGUUGUUCUUGAAUGGUGUCCCAUUAUUCUUCCUGGAACUUGCUAUUGGUCAAUGGUUUAGUUCCGGAGUCAUUGGAGUAUGGAAAUCAAUUUGUCCGCUGAUGAAAGGUGUUGGAUACGCCACGUGUCUCAUGUCAUAUCUCUGCUGUAUCUACUACAUCAUAAUCUUGUCCUGGACAUUUUACUUCUUGUUUGAAUCAUUUCGAUCUGAAGUGCCGUGGAAAACCUGUGACCAUCCCUGGAACUCGAUGUUCUGCCUGGCAGAAAGAACAGAGGACGAUGUCUUUAACUGCACUGCGUAUAAUUUGCCCAUAAAUUGCACAGCUAAGUACACCUCUCCAAGUGCUGAGUUUUGGAAUGACAACGUAUUGCAAAUUACGGGAGCUAUUGGAGAGUUUGGAGAUAUGAGAUGGGAACUGGUUGGAACAACAGUUUUAUCCUGGGUUGUGGUGUAUUUCUGCCUGUUCAAAGGAAUCAAGUCUUCCGGAAAGGUGGUGUACUUCACAGCUACUUUUCCAUUUAUUGUUCUCUUCAUACUUCUCAUCCGGGGGCUCACUCUAACUGGAGCUGGUGAUGGAAUACUGUUUUAUUUAAAGCCGGAUUUCUCACGACUUGCAGAUCCACAGGUGUGGAUUUAUGCUGCCACUCAAAUUUACUGGUCACUUGGAAUUGGUUUUGGAACUCUCAUCACAUUUGGAAGCUACAACAAAUUCGAAAAUAACUGCCACAGAGAUGCGGUCAUAAUCUCGUUCGCAAACUGUGGAACCAGCUUCUUCUCCGGAUUCGUAAUUUUCAGUGUUCUUGGUUUCAUGGCUUAUGUCCUUCGAACGACUGUGGCCAACGUUGCUACCUCGGGUCCCGGAUUGGCUUUUGUUGUUUAUCCAGAAGCGAUAUCGCAAAUGCCUUUGUCUGUUCUGUGGGCCAUCUUGUUUUUCUUCAUGCUGGUCACCUUAGGAUUGGACAGCCAGUUUGCUACUAUUGAAGCAGUUAUCACUGGCCUCACAGAUGAGUAUCCAUGGCUAAAGAAAGGUUACCGGAAACCAAUCUUCGUCCUAAUCCUGUGCGCCAGCAUGCUGCUUCUUGGGCUUCCUUGUGUUACGCAAGGUGGAAUGUAUUUCUUUAACUUGAUGGAUUACCAGACUGCGGGAUUAUCUCUGCUGAUUGUAUCUCUGAUGGAGAUUAUUACAAUCGGUUGGAUUUAUGGUGUUGACAGAUUUAGCGAUGACGUGGAAGCCAUGACUGGCCAGAGGCCGUACCUGUGGUUCAGAAUUUGUUGGAAAUACAUCUCGCCCGUUUGCACGAUCGCAAUUGUCAUGGCAAAUAUAAUUCAGUGGAACGGUGUGUCGUAUAACAAACAACCGUACCCCGGAUGGGCCGAGCUGCUGGGCUGGAUGAUGGCCCUAGCUUCCAUAUUGCUUAUUCCAGGAUUUGCAAUUCACCAAAUGUGGAAAACACCUGGAACUCUCAGUGAACGUUUUUACACACUGCUGAAGCCAGACCAGAAAAUGAUGGAUCAAAUUUUACGAGACAAUGGCAUUCAAGACAAAAGGGCACCUGAAGUCGUUUUGUUGUGAGACGAUGCCGUUACUUGUCCAAGAGGAUUUCUGGCGGUGCAAUUGAAGGAAACGUCAAGCCAAAAUAAACCUGGAUAGAAAGAAAUAUUCCUGUGUAGUCUAAUGAAGUAAAAAUCUAAUGACAAGCAUUUUGAUAUCUGAUAAAGGUGCUGUGAUAUGAUGCUUAAAACGUAACGACUUAGCAUUAGUUUCUUUUUGAAUGAGAGGUUUUAUCUUCUCCGUAAAUGGGUGAAAUAUAGUUAACCAACAAUUGUUGGUAGAGCUUUUGGGGAUUUCAGUUCUUUGCGCAUUUUAUUUAUCGAGUUCAGUGUUGAAUACAAGCACUGCAAUGAAUUAUUGCAGAAUUUGUCCUUUUUGUAAUGGUAACUUUCUCUUCAGUGAAUUAUCAACUACUGCGGACUCAGUAAAUGUUCAUUUUCAGUGAGUGUUAAACAGUUUUCCUUGUUAAUCAAUCGCACCACUCUUUGUCAGUUGAAGGCACAAUGAUAAUAUCAAAGAAUUGUGUCUUCUUGCAUUUGUAUACAAGUUAUGGUUAUUUUUUCAAGUUUUAAGUCCUCAUGACUGAAAAGCAAGUCCACUGACACCACCCCCUUAGCCCCAAAGCCCCACCCCCCCCCCCUCCCACGCGCCAUUGCAUUGCAGUUAGCGUGCUAAAUUACAACUCUUUACCAGGUUGAACACAAUGUGAGCUAAAUUUCAGGGCCACUUCCUGAACCUUUUUUGAACUUUGUGAUAGUAAAACAUUUGAUCCGUUGAAGCAGAAGGGCUGAAAAACUCUGGAAACAGUUGCCAGCUACAUUUCAACGUCGACUAGCCUAAUGUUAUUACUUAAAAGUUUCUGUAUUGUUCAGAGUAUAUAAAAACUUGUAAGUAAAACUUUUAAUGUAUAUUUUAUUAAGGCUGGUAUUAAAAACAUGAUAAUUAAUAUAUUUGUCAUCUGCCUUGGUUUUACAGUAUCAUUCAACACAGAUUGUGAUAACCCCUACAGUGUUUAAGGGUUAUGUUUACAAAGUUCUGCCGCAUUCCAGGACUACUAUUAUAUUUUGUGCACGUUGUCGGUUCUAUAUAAGUUCUACUGGGUUUCCAGGUUUUCAAAGAAAGCAAUUCAAAAAGUUGGACAAUGUCUUCCCCAUUCAAAAGCUAUUUCGAUCUUACUUUAAGCAGCCUAAUUGAUUUUCUCUGACUUUUAUCUUGUCGCUGCCUUGGCAUUCAGUUGUGUAUAUCAUCAACGGAAUGCGGAAAUUUCGAACUCACUUCAGUGUCGUUGAGAAUCAGGCUGACAUCGAUGAAAGUUUCGUGCCUCGCUUUGUACGGUGGAAUCGAAAACGAUCUAGUUCUGUCUUUCUUCCCUUGCCAUAACUUCCUCAUAUCUUUGCCUUUAUUUCAAAAAUAUGCUAAGGAAGUAAAAGCGAGUUGCUGAAGGAAGACCAGUUCAGCGCUCCCUCGCACGUAAGGAUCGAGAGUUCCUAAUCAGCAAUGAAAUCAAAUAUAAUUAGGAAGGAAGCUCAUUAAUUACUCAAAUAUUACGUCUCAGGCAAGUCGUGAAUUCAACUACUCAAUGAUCAGCUAGAAAGGAAGUUAUCGACGUAACUAAGAAGGUGUUUUCUAGAAAGGAAAAAGGAACGGAAGAUGUAUGGAGACUACAGUUGACCACAGUUGAUGAGUUCAAGGGAAGAAAUAAAUGAGACAAAAUUAAAUUUCCAUCUAAUUGUUAAUCACUCGGAAUUUAUGCAAACCAGUUGGACAGGUAGCCUGUAUGUCGCGCUGCGAAAACUACACAACAAGAGAUGUUUACUGGGAAACAUGAAUACAUGCAGUUAACCGAUUGGGCAGGAGACGAGAGCUAUUAAGCUGAGGCUGUUAUGCUUCGUAUAGUACUGGUGCACGAUCAGGACUCAAUAUGUCUUGAAAAUUGAUUAAAUUUUGCAAAAUAGCCAGUCUGCCGAAUAAGUUACGUCGACUCAAUAUCGAUAAAAUGGAGAGUUUGAGAGUAAAAUAAACAUAGCGCGCAGGUUUGAAACAAUGAAUUUCUGAAUGAAUCCUGCAAGAAGUGUACAUCUCACUGGGUUCCAAAUUGUUCUUUUAUUGAAGGCAACAAGUUAUUUAAUUUCGACGCAAGCAGUUUUUGCGUUUAAAACUUUCUCGCCGGUAACGACGUGCCCUGACUCCCAAUUUUUUUGAAAUAAUGAAUUAAUUAUUGUUUUAUUAUAUUGUUUUGUCUCAACCUUAAAAUAACUAAUUAUCCCAAACCCUAUCAC